UGGGCAUAACCUUUAAUGAAUUUUUUUUUUUUUUUUGUUUUCGUCACAACUUUUGUUUAAGAAUUUUAAUUGCUUUUAAUUUUGCUUUAGUUGGACUUGCAUUUGUCAAUGUACUUUUAGAAAUAAUGGUAUCAUCAUUAAUAAUUUUGUUACUACUUUUGAUAAUAUUAAAGCAGCAACAUUAUUAUUAUCACUUAUAUCCGAUUGGAAAUUGAUGUGAUAGUGACUGCCUGUUUCUGAAACUUUUUUAAUGAGUCUCUUUUUAUUUAUUUGUGGCGAUAUAGAAUUAAACUUUCGUUUGACUUUUGGUUUGGAAACAAUAAAAUUAGAUGGCACAGCAAAAGGUUUUAAUUAAGGUUCCUUUAGAAGAGCGCUCCUAUAUAAAAGACCAAAGGGAAAAAGUUGGUACUAAAGGAAAGUUUCAAAUAGUAUUGAUAACUCUGUUUUAUCACCUACCUCAAGAAAAACAAAGUAAAUAAAAGCUUCUGAUGAAGAAAUUAUUAUUAAAGAGUUUGACACAAUCAUGGAUUCAGAUCAGAGAUAUUGAUGGUGAAAUAAAACUUUGUAAACCUACCAGCACUGUAGACAACUUGACAUUCACAAUUGAAUCAGACGAGUUGCAAGGUCAAUAUCUAAAGCACAUAGAUGUACCUAAAGAAAAAGGUAAAGGAAAAGAUCUUGCUGAAUUUUCAUGUGAUGUUCUCAAGGAAUUUAAAAGUGAUAAAAGUAUCCAGGCAAUAAUUUUGGACAAUACAAGUGUUAAUACAGGAAAAGAUAAUGGUUUAGUUGCUUGUCUUGAAAGAAUAUUGAAAAGAAGAAUUCAUUUAAUUGGCUGCAUUCUACAUGUUAACAAGUUACCAUUGCGUCAUUUAAUUUCUAAAUUUAAUGGUUCUUCUAAUAGCUCAAAUAAUUAUUUGGGACCAGUUGGAAAAUCUUUGACAAAUCCAAUUCAUUUAAAUUUAACUGUUGACUUCAUACAAGUUGAGUCAGACGUUGAAUAUCCUCUUCUGUGUAACAUUAAAGACCUCUCUGCUGACCAGAGAAUGCUACUGGAGUAUUGGAAUUUCCUGAGGGUUUUCAGACAAUAAGUAUCUGAGAAAAAAAAUAGGCCCUAUUUGUCAUGCAAGGUGGCUGACAACAGCAGUACGGAUCUUGGUAUUUUACUCAAGAACAAUCAAUCCCAGUAGGGAGCUCAAAAUCUUUGUUGAAUAUAUUCAAACAGUAUACACUCCUAUGUGGUUUAAUAUCAUAAAGUCUAAGAGUUUCACAGAGGGUUCUAAACUAAUUUUCCAAUUUAUUCAGCGGAUUUUGAGGUUGGAUACUGAAGUUCAAAAUAUUACAUUGCCCAUAAUUUAUAGAAACUCUUUUUGUCUCCAACCUGAGAAUUUUAUUGCUGCCUUACUUUAUACUGAAGAACACGUUUAUAGAUCAAUUGCUGUUGCUAAGAUUUUGGAAACAAGAAAAACCCUAAUUUAGGAUCCUAAAAAUAGAUUAAAAGAUGGUAUUAGGGUUAAUGCCAUUCCAGUUAUUGAUUGUAAAUGUAAAAACUGGUCAAAAUUAAUAAACUUGUAUGAUAUAGACUGUUUUGAGCCCCCUUGUGUGGAAGAUAUAUCAAAUAAAGAGCUUUUAAAUAUGAUUCCGAAUCAGAAAGAGGCUACCAACUUUCCGUGCCACUCGCAAACGGUUGAAAGAGCAGUGAAAAUGACUUCUGAUGCUCGCGUAAAAUUUAUUAACCUCAAGAAAAUGCUCUUAUUCUAGCUAAAUGCCAAAGUCAAAAGAAACAAAAAUAUUUUAGAACAAAUAAAGAAUAUACGUUGUAAUUUGUUAUCAUUUCUUUAAAUUAAUCUAUUUGGUAAUA
Messenger RNA from Hydra vulgaris (swiftwater hydra), 1858 nucleotides. The record is from RefSeq and is a predicted model, not a curated record. NCBI's taxonomy places the organism in Eukaryota, Metazoa, Cnidaria, Hydrozoa, Anthoathecata, Hydridae.